Durusdinium trenchii is the source of this 3424-nucleotide messenger RNA. NCBI's taxonomy places the organism in Eukaryota, Dinophyceae, Suessiales, Symbiodiniaceae. The record is from the annotation of a GenBank genome assembly.
UAUUGCUCAACAGUCUUUUUAGAUCGCCAUGAAGAAGUAUGGAGAGCCAAGACAGCCAGGACGAGGACCUGCGCGCCUUGGAGGAGCUUCCCUGGUCCGCUGCUGGCCGUUCCCGCGGGCGACAGGAGGAUGCCGGAAAAGGAAAGAAGGGCCCUAAGGGCCACGGCAAGAAGGGCCAAGCAAAGGGCAAAGGCAAGACGGGGAAGGCUGGUGCUUGGGCGAAGGAUUUGGAGGACGAGCAUGUUCGCAGCAUCGUCCAGGACCUGCCUGCGGAAGCCGCCGGGCGGCGGAGGCGGCAGCAAAGCGACCUGCUGAUGUCAGAGGCAGCUGCAGGGCGAGCUUUCCUCCAGGCCUUGGAGGAAUCUUUGCUGAAACAUGCAGAGAUGGAAAGACGACGGGGGGAACUGGUGGACAGGGCUCAACGAAGGCAUGAGAGGCUGUCGCUCCUGGCAGAAGAGGCGAGGGUGAUGCUGAUGGAACUGAGACAGCCAGUUCUGCUUGCAACACCACGAAUCUCCUCACCUCAGAGAAGGGUCUCUGCCUCGCAGGGCCAAGGCCAAGGUGCGGGCGGCCUUCUGGAACUUGCAGGCUUUCCGGUGCUGGGUCCGAUGGACCCACCCGACUGGCCCAGCCCGGCGCGCUCGUCCUCGCCGGUGCGACGCUCCGCGAUGAUCGAUGAGGGGAGCUCGGAAUCCCGCUCCUUGUCUCCGCCUCCUGCGGCCUCGGCACUGUCGUUUUGGUCCACCUGCUUUCGUGAGGGACUACGGCGCGUGUGCCAGCGCCAGGCUUCACCCGACGUGUCUGGUGGGUUGCCAGAGCAUGCCUUUGAGGAGAUGUUCUCUACACAACUGACAAGUCAACGCUUGGUGCAUGGUCGACAUCGAGCAGUGUCCUUUGUGGCAUACUACCCGGAGGUCUUCCGAGACUUGCGCCAGCAGGCCUGGGGUGUCUCUGAAGACGCCUUCAUGCAGUCGAUGUGUGAUGGCCCCCUUUCAGGUGGACAGCAGGGAGAGGGAAAGAGCGGCAUGCUGUUCUUUGUAAGUUGGGACAAGAAGUACUUGGCCAAAACGGUGAUGCAGAAGGAGGUGACCUUCUUUGCCGAUCACUUGGCAAACUACCACAGCCACAUGAGAGGCUUUUCAGCUUCCUUCCUGCCCCGGUUCAUGGGCCUCUACUGUCUGCAGUUUCCAAAGGAGCGGGUGCCUCACUACUUGGUGGUUUUUGAGAAUCUCUUCCCGCCAGGAUUGAAGUUUGAAGCAAAGUAUGACCUCAAAGGGGUGCUGGGCUCGCACCGCUAUGUCUCGGCUGCCCAGCGCGCCAGCGGGGUGGAGGUCUUGAAGGACCGCAACUUCCUGGAACGCGCGCCGCUGCGGCCGAGCGAAAAGAAGCUGGUCGUGCAACUGGAGAAGGAUGUCGAUUUCCUGGAGAAGCAUGGGCGCAUUGACUACUCUUUGCUGUCCGGCCGACAUGGAUUGGGUGGUCUCUUCCGGACCGACAUGGAUUGGGGGGUCUCUUAUUUUGGUCGCAGGCCGAUAUUUGUCCACCAAUUUCGUUGGCAAGCUGAACAGCAGCUUGCCAUGAAACAUCCAGAUCACUUCGAGGAUUUGACCAGUUUUUUGGUUGUCCUUUGCCUCUCCCCCUCACACCCAUGAGGCUGUCCUCGCCGAAAACCUCAAGCGUUCUGGGCCCAAGGUGCAUGUGACAUCAGCACUUCGCAAGCCAUGGGCUUGUUUUUUGUCUGGUCCUAAAACCGUGAUGGAGCAAGACUCGGUGGGUGGCACCGGCGGCGGCCUGGCCUGCGUGGGCUGUGGAAGCCGGGAAGAGCUUUUGGUCUUUGAGAAGUUUUCAGGUGCCUUUCAGUCUGCAUGUCGUCAUGCUGCCUGUGAACCUUGCUUGCGGAAUUGGACCCUGAAAGAGCUCCCCAAGUGCCGACAACGCUGGAUGCUGCGAGUCGAGUGCCCCUGCCAGACCUGUGGCCGACAAGUUCCCCAAGCCUUGCCGCUGAAGGUGUCUGCGCAUGCACGAGCCCUCGCCGAUGCCAUCGAUGCCUCGUCCGCCAACAAAGUGGCUGAUCAGCUAGUCGAGUGGCCGGCCUUGCCCAAUGAAGCCUUGGUUUGCCCACGCUGUGGGGAGGAGAAAGACCAAGUUCUUGUAAACACUGCCUGUGGUCAUGGAGCUUGUCGAAACUGCUGGCUAGCAGAUUUGCCGUCGAAGUUGGAAUGGUGCAAGGCCUACGUCGCACUGGAUGUCCCUUGUGGGCAUGAAGGUUGCUCUGAAGGGUGUUUUGAAGUGCUCAAGCAUUUGGACAGCCCAGUGAUCCCGGAGGUAAAGAGCUACGUAGAGCAAGUUCAAUCCGACCUACUUGAAUUCUCCCCUUGGUGCGUGCACGAAGCGAACGCAGGAGCUCCAGGCCCUGUUUGUCCCUCCUGCGAGUGCCGGGUCACCGCGCUCCUGUAUUGCUGCUGCCAAAAACGUGUCGCGUGCAAGCAAUGCUGGGACUCGGAUUUCCAGCAGAAGCUUCACUGGCUCCAAGACAACUUCGCCUUCGUUCCAGAUCAUUUGCAUGAGGCCACAUGCAAAGGUCCUGAUGCAUUGUCCCUCCUCAGCUCUCAACCCACUUCAAGCUUCUUUUGUAUCCAGCGACAUCGUGAAAGCCUUACCGAGGCCUUGAAGCGUGUAGCCCGGUAUGCUGCUCCUCGCGGUACAGUCGGUCCUACCUGCCCAGUUUGCAACGAGGUUUCCCUGGUGCUGCUUCGUGCUAGCCGGGCGGACCCUCACGCGGCCUGCGAGCGAUGUUGGAUGCGCUGGGCGGAGGAACAGCUGGAGGAAUGCUUCGCAGAGAAGAAGCUUCCUCGAUGUUUGUGGCCACAGUGCCAGGUUCCUAUGGCAGGUGAGGUUGACCACUUGGCAAAGGACUGUGUUUGGGAGCUUGUCCAACAAUCCAGCGCGGGGCUUCAAGAACUCCUGGGCAAGUUAAAACGCCGCAAGCGCUUACAAAACAAUCCCCUCUUUCCUGCUGCUCUUCAAGUGGAAUGCCCCCGCUGCGUUGGGAUUGGCUACUUGGGCUUUGACACGGUGAUGUGCUUCUUGUGUGAGUACCAAUGGGAGGAUUCGGGAGAGAAACCCUUGGAGCUCAGCGCUGGCGAGUGCCCCCCCGAGGAGCUUCAAGUGGCGGGUGUGCGGGUUCAACGAUGCCCCAAGUGCCGUGAAUACAUCGAGAAGAAUGGUGGCUGUGAUCAUAUGACCUGCCGAUGUCGUCACCAAUUUUCGUGGAGCACUCUCAAACCCUGGGGCUCAGUGGUUGGAUGAGCACCGAGAAAAACCCAUGGUCAAGAACACCGAGCUUCUUUUUGCCCGGAGCCUUCCGGAGCGGUGUACAGUUGGCUGAUCACCCUGACGAUGCUUGCUACAAGGUGAAUGAUCA